Messenger RNA from Apaloderma vittatum (bar-tailed trogon), 789 nucleotides. It is a transcript of the gene TFAP2D, whose product is annotated as transcription factor AP-2 delta (activating enhancer binding protein 2 delta). Gene Ontology annotation, biological process: regulation of cell population proliferation; anatomical structure development; regulation of transcription by RNA polymerase II. Bases 1 to 789 code for a protein of 262 amino acids. Gene Ontology annotation, molecular function: DNA-binding transcription factor activity, RNA polymerase II-specific; RNA polymerase II transcription regulatory region sequence-specific DNA binding. Gene Ontology annotation, cellular component: nucleus. NCBI's taxonomy places the organism in Eukaryota, Metazoa, Chordata, Aves, Trogoniformes, Trogonidae. The transcript is spliced from 6 exons. The record is from RefSeq and is a predicted model, not a curated record.
AUGUGGCACCAGAUUUCUGUACUUGAGCGUGGCACCUGCGUUGUUAACCCCACUGAUCUGUUCUGCUCUGUUCCUGGUCGCUUAUCUCUACUCAGCUCCACUUCGAAGUACAAAGUGACCAUUGCAGAGGUGAAGAGGCGCCUUUCACCACCAGAAUGCCUCAAUGCUUCACUCUUAGGAGGUAUUUUGAGAAGAGCAAAAUCCAAGAAUGGAGGACGCUGCUUGCGAGAAAAAUUAGACAGACUGGGACUGAAUUUGCCUGCAGGAAGAAGAAAAGCAGCAAAUGUCACACUCUUGACUUCCUUGGUAGAAGGGGAAGCAUUACAUUUGGCCAGAGAUUUUGGCUACACCUGUGAAACAGAGUUCCCUGCAAAAGCUGUAGGAGAGCACAUUGCCAGACAGCACAUGGAACAGAAAGAGCAGACAGCGAGGAAAAAGAUGAUCCUAGCGACAAAACAAAUAUGUAAAGAAUUCCAAGAUCUUCUAAGUCAAGACAGAUCACCCCUCGGAUCCUCCAGACCGACUCCAAUAUUAGACCUCGACAUCCAGAGACAUUUAACACAUUUCAGUUUGAUCACUCAUGGUUUUGGAACUCCUGCAAUAUGUGCUGCCCUAAGCACUUUCCAAACUGUUCUCAGUGAAAUGCUGAACUACUUGGAAAAGCACACAUCGCACAAAAACGGAGGCGCGGCGGAAUCCGGCCAAGGACACGCCAACUCGGAGAAAGCCCCCCUGCGGAAAACUUCAGAGGCUGCUGUGAAAGAGGGCAAAACAGAAAAGACAGACUAG